Molecule: messenger RNA, 1293 nt
Organism: Eremothecium cymbalariae DBVPG#7215
Lineage: Eukaryota; Fungi; Ascomycota; Saccharomycetes; Saccharomycetales; Saccharomycetaceae
Gene: NOP12
Product: rRNA-processing protein NOP12
Exons: 1
Coding region: 1-1293 (430 amino acids)
Molecular function (GO): RNA binding
Source: RefSeq, a predicted model, not a curated record
AUGUCGGCAUUAGUUAAUCUUUUUGGGUCUUUGAAGACGGACAAGCUGCAGAAGAAUGUCGCGGACUUGCUGCAGACGUCGAGCGGGCCGGUGGACACAUUGCAGGUGAAGGCUAAGAAGAGAACGGUGUUGGAGGAAGAUCAUAACGAGGAGGAAGAACAUAACGAGGAUGUUCUGGACGGUAAGGUGGAGGCGGUUGCCAGGAAGCGGGUGAAGAGAAUGUCUGGGGAGGAGGAGCAAGAUAACCUAGAAGGAGAAUACUUCGCCAAGAUACUGGGAGAGGAGGAGAAGGAGGAGAAGGAGGAGAAGGAUGCUGGGGCAGGUGUAAAGAUGGGUGAAGGAGCGAACGCUAGCAGGAUUGAUUUGAAAGAAUUCGAACUUGAGAAAGCAGAUAGGACUGUGUUUGUUGGUAAUGUCACACAUGAUGCAAUCGUAUCGAAAAAGGUUUAUAAGGAAUUUAAAAAACUGUUAAGUUUAGCUACAGAUAGGAAUAGUUUAGAUGAGGGGGACGAGGACGAGUAUGCGGGAGGUAGCAAGCAGUCCACAGAAAAUCCCAAGGUCGAGAGUAUCAGAUUUAGGUCAAUUGCGUUUGAGGAGCCGUUGCCAAGAAAGGUUGCAUUUGUACAGCAAAAAUUGCAUAAGUCUAGAGAUUCGGUUAAUGCGUAUGUCGUAUACAAAGAGCGUUCAUCAAUUCCAGUUGUAUGUAAGGCGUUGAAUGGGGUUGUAUUCCAUGGUCAUCAUUUAAGAUUCGACUCGGUUGCCCACCCGGCUCCUCACGAUAAGAAGAGAUCUGUAUUUGUGGGGAAUCUAGACUUUGAGGAAAUUGAAGAGAAUUUAUGGAAACAUUUUGAGUCCUGUGGGGACAUCGAAUAUGUUCGUAUUAUCAGAGACCCAAAAAGUAACGUUGGAAAGGGAUUCGCCUACGUGCAGUUUAUGGAUGCCGGAUCGGUGAACAAAGCACUGCUGUUACAUGAAAAGAAAAUGACAAUUGGUAAAUGCAGAAAGCUUCGCGUCAGUAGAUGUAAGAAUAUGAAGAAGGUUCAGCCGCUGCCCGGUAAGUUGAACAAAUUGACUGAUCAACAAAAGACGAAGAUUGGCAGAGCCAAGAAAAUCUUGGGUAAUGUAGACAGAGCCACCAUUGGUAAGAAAUUAACCAUAGAAGGACAAAGAGCCAGCAAAGAUGAUACCACCCCAAAUCUCAACAGGAAAAAGAAAAGAUCAAAAACUGGUAGAGUGACUAAACGUUCUCAAGCUUUCAAAAAAUCAAUGAGGGACACAUCUAAAUCAAAGUAA